Messenger RNA from Amphiprion ocellaris (clown anemonefish), 2879 nucleotides. It is a transcript of the gene tgfbr2l, whose product is annotated as transforming growth factor beta receptor-like. Gene Ontology annotation, biological process: transforming growth factor beta receptor signaling pathway; protein phosphorylation; cellular response to growth factor stimulus. NCBI's taxonomy places the organism in Eukaryota, Metazoa, Chordata, Actinopteri, Pomacentridae. The transcript is spliced from 8 exons. The record is from RefSeq and is a predicted model, not a curated record. Gene Ontology annotation, molecular function: transforming growth factor beta receptor activity, type II; activin receptor activity; transforming growth factor beta binding. The coding region runs from base 185 to 1954 and encodes 589 amino acids. Gene Ontology annotation, cellular component: plasma membrane; signaling receptor complex.
GAGUUCUGCUUCCACCGCUGUGUGUCUCACAUGUGGAUCAGCAGCAGGAGGAGGCGGGGCGAAGCCACAUCUGGAUGAAAAACAUCUGGAGUCCCUCUGCCCUCCGCUGGAACCGGGACUCAACACCGACUCGACGACGCAACGACGGACCGAGCGCCGCUGUCUUUCUCCGGCUUCACCCCCGAUGAUGGUUCGGUGCUUCUGGACCGGGACCCUCGUCCUGCUCGCAGCCGGUCUUCCAGUUGUCGCCGAGUCUUUCAGCCACCUGAGCUACAACUUGUGUAAAUGGUGUGAAGUUUCCAGUCCGGUAUGUAAAGACAACGUCUGCCUCAGUAACUGCAAUCUGUCGUCCUUCUGCACCGUCAUGGAGGAGAUCUGCAUCGCAAUAUGGAGGAAAACCAACUACACGGUGACGGUGCAUACGAUGUGUCACCACCAGACUCUGCCUCUGGAGGGCGUUGACCCCGGACUGCUGCUUAACUUCACCACCAGGGAGUGUCACAUGGUCCAGCAGCCGGCCGAGGAGGGCACCAUGAUGGUCUGUGGCUGCCACGGCGAGCACGAAUGUAACGACAAGCUCAUCUUCGAAAAGGGAGCCAACGGUUUCUCCAGGCUGCACAGUAAAGACGUGAUCCCGGUGGUGGUGGUUAGUCUGGUGCCUCCUGUCCUGGUUGCUCUGGUCGCCACCGCCGCCUUCUACUUCUACCGCAUACGCCGCCCCGACAAACCAGGCCCUCCUGCACGCCCCGACUGGCCGACCAAACACACCCCAGAGCUCUACCAGGCUUUGGACCUGCAGGGUCAAGGCACUCAGAGGGAACAUGGAAGUCUGAUGGGUCCUGGUGGCGGCGACGAGUACAACGCCAAGGUACCGUCUCCUCAUGAUGACACCAUCCGCGAUGUGACGGACUGGCAGGGCCAACCGGCCGAACUGCUGCCCAUCAAGCUGGAGGUUCUGGUGGGGAAGGGGCACUUCGCUGAGGUGUGGAAGGGUCGGCUGCUGGAGGCUGAGCGGGGCGGAGUCAGCAGCUAUGACACCGUGGCGGUGAAGGUGUUUCCAGCCGUGGAGUACGCCUCCUGGAGGAACGAGUGCUCCAUUUUCUCUGACCCGGAGCUGCAGCAUGAAAACGUGGUUCAGUUCCUGGCGGCUGAGGAAAGGGGUUCGCCGGGCCACGCCCUCCGGUCCUACUGGCUGGUUCUGGCCUAUCACAGCCUUGGAAACCUGCAGGCUUUCCUCACUGCGAACAUACUGAGCUGGGAGGAACUUGUUGCCAUGGCAGGAAGCAUUGCUAAAGGAUUAGCUCACCUCCACAGCGACACGACGCCCAGUGGGGCACCAAAGGUUCCAGUUGCCCAUCGGGACCUAAAGGGCAGCAACAUCGUGGUGAAGAGCAGGAACGAGUGUGCACUGUGUGACUUUGGUCUGGCGUUAAGACUGGAUCUCUCCCUGACAGUCGACGACUACGCCAACAGUGGACAGGUGGGGACGGCUCGCUACAUGGCUCCUGAGGUGCUGGAGUCCAGGGUGAACCUGGAGGACCUGGAGGCCUUCAAACAGAUGGAUGUUUACUCCAUGGCUCUGGUCCUGUGGGAGAUGGCGUCCCGCUGCCACGCCAUCGGAGAGGUGAAGAGCUACGAGCCGGCGUUUGGCUCUAAGGUUUGUGAACAGCCCUGUGUGGACAGCAUGAGGGAUCUGGUGUUGAGGGACCGAGGACGACCGGACAUCCCCUCGACGUGGACACAGCAUCAGGGGAUGAACAUCUUCUGCUCCACCAUCACUGAAUGUUGGGAUCACGAUCCUGAAGCCAGACUGACGGCUCACUGUGUGGUGGAGAGACUCAGCGCCCUGCAGCAGGCCCAGGAGGAGGAGGAGGAGGAGGAAGAGGAGGAGGAGGAAGAACAGGAGGAAGAGGAGGCCGGGGAGGAGGAGGAGGAGGCAGGAAGGCAGGAGUAAGAAGAGGAGGAGGAGGAAGACAAUGACCACAAUCAUUCCUUCAGCUUGGUUUUCUCCUCUUCUUUCUCUUUCUCUGCACACUACAAAUGUUUCCCAUAAUUCCCUGCUUCACACUGGUUACUUCCUGUUGUUGCUGGCUGUGUUUUCACCAUCUGAAAAAAAGUGUUUAGUUUCUCCACUAAAACCGUUACUCACAGAAAAGUGGCUGACAGGCAAAGAAUAAGCUCUAGUGGCAGAAACUGGAUGAAUUUCUAUGAAUAUGUGAGAAAAAAUCUCCACUUUAGUUCCAUUUUUGGUUUGUUUAACAUGUCGGGGAUCAAAUACUCAAACAAAAUCCAUGAUUCAAGCAUGAGACUUUAUCAUAACUUAAAAAAAAUAUAAAAAAUCCACAAAAAUAUUGGAAAUUCAAGUUAGAUAGUAAAGGAUGUCGUAAAAAUGUGAAAUUUUCAUAUUAAUCCAAAAAAAAUCCAAGAAAAGAGUUUUUCGCCAAAAUGGAAAAAAAACUCUAUAACUGGUCACAUGCUGGCGCUAUUGCUGCUUCUGUUUGUAUCAGUUGAGUCAAAAUUCAGAAAAUAUUUUGCUCCACCAUCUUAGAUUUUGUUUAAAGCCGACUUAUUUGUUAUAUGGAACCCAAAAACUAAAAUAUUUUUUGGCAGAAUUUAGAGAAUUUAGUAUUUUUAGACCUGAGAAUUUAAAAAAAAAUACCUUGGAAGCCAUUAUAAGAGUUCCAUAUCUCCAGAAAUAAAACUCCCACCACCAUGAAGUUUGGUGAAGCCACAGAUUAAAUAGUUUCCAACAGAUCAAAAUAAGUAAAUGGCUCCAACAGAGGCCAACAUUUUCAUCACUGGCACUUGAAAAUGGUAAAAAGUGCAACAUUUUCAAAUGUUUGGUACUGGAGCCCAAGAAAGCUCCUGUCAGUGUAAGU